Rotaria sordida is the source of this 894-nucleotide messenger RNA. The record is from the annotation of a GenBank genome assembly. Lineage: Eukaryota; Metazoa; Rotifera; Eurotatoria; Philodinida; Philodinidae.
AUGUCUCUUCUUCGAUGUUUAUCAAAACAAUUAAAAGAAAUGGAAAAUGAUCCACCGCCAUUAUGUCAAGCUAAACCAGUUGAUCCAUCAAAAGAUAUGUUUAAUUGGAAUGGUACAAUUCGUGGUCCUGAAGGAACACCAUUUCAAGAUGGAAUUUUUCAUUUGACAAUACAUUUUCCAACUGAUUAUCCAUUUAAACCACCUCGAAUUCGUUUUACAACUCCUAUUUAUCAUCCAAAUAUAAGUCCACAAGGUGAUAUUUGUUUAGAUAUUCUUCAUGAUAAAUGGUCACCUGCAUUAACUAUUCGAACUGCUUUACUUAGUAUAUGUUCAUUAUUUACCGAUCCAAAUCCUGAACAUGGUUUAAAUAUUGACAUUCUUAAUGUUUAUCGAACAGAUAGAAAUCAAGUUCAAUCAUUUUCAAUGGCUCUUGGGCGACGUCUUACUCAUCAUUAUCGUGAUAUGGAAAAAAAUCCACCUCCUCUAUGUUAUGCUAAACCCGAAGAUCCUAUGAAAGACUUGACUCAUUGGAUUGGUUGGAUUGAAGGACCACCAGACACACCAUAUGCUGGUGGAAGAUUUCACUUGAUUAUUGAUUUUCCUUCAGAUUUUCCGUUUAAGCCGCCUCAGAUAAAAUUUAUCACACCUGUUUAUCAUCCAAAUAUUAGCAUAAAAGGCGAAAUAUGUUUAGAUAUUCUUCAUUCUCAAUGGUCUCCUGUAUUAACAAUACGUAGUCUUUUAAUAUCAUUAUGUUCACUACUGACAGAUCCAAAUCCAGAACAUGGACUUAAUAAAGAAGCUUUGAAUGUCUAUCGAACAAAUCAAGGAAAAUAUAACGAAAUAGCCAGAGAAUGGUCAAAAAAAUAUGCUAUAGAGAACAAAUCGCUUGAGUAA